UUGAAGUGUAGCAUCAUCGGCGUUGCUCUGUCGGCAACUUCUGACUAAAGACACAACAAGAACUUCCAAGACAAUUAUCUAGAGGUUGGAGGACUAUACUAACUGUAACUCUUUAAGAAACGUGCUCCUGCACUAUUGAAGAAAGACAACGUCAUUUCUUGGGAGUAUAGUAUAGUUAUCAACAGGUGAGACUCAAAAUGUCUAGCCUCAGAUGACAAUUCUCCUCAUUGCUGCCACGAGUCCCCUUCAUCCUCAUCGUCGGCCUGGUCAGCCUAAAGAUAUUCUCCCUUCCCCAUCGUCGCCUCCCCCCACCCCCCUCACUCGAUGUCUUCCGACGGUCAAGACCUACCCCAUCACCAGUCCUCGGGGAGCAUUGGACAGAUGGUCCCUCAACGCCUUUCUCCUUCGCUGAUCGAUCUAGAACAUCUGUCCCCAGAGGAGCGGAGUAUCAUUCUCUCCGUGCUGGACCGAGAUGAACAGCUGCGAUCUUACGAGCAAGACCGAGUCAAAAGACGAGCAAGGAAGCUUAAAGGUGAACUUCACGAUCUGCGCAAGAAAAGCGCGGCCAAGGAGUCGGAUGAGAAUGACAACUGCCGUGUUUGUGUACGCUGCCGGGAGCCCCUGGGGCGUGUGUUCAAGUCGGGCGACAACUGCCCAAAGUGCCAGCAUCGUGUAUGCACCAACUGCCAAGUGACGUUACCCAGUGGAACCAGAUGGUUGUGUACUGUGUGCCAUAAAUCUAUGCAACUUCAACUGGAGACUGGCGAGUGGUACUACAAGAAACUCCAGGUGGAUGAGGUGCCAUUGUUAGGCUCGGAUCUAGUGAAGGCGUCUCUUGCUAAGGCCAAGCAAACCUUGACGGAUCCUACCACCGCCCCAGUGCUCACCGCCUCCGACCUCCGCUCCAAGGGGUCGCUAAAUCGAGGAAAGGGAAACCGCGGCCGAAAGCAACGAGGGCGCGUGAACAGUCAGUCCUCGUCGGACUAUGCAAGCUCAACGACUAGGGAAUCUAGCCGACCAAGCGUAAGGUAUGAGAACAGUUCCAGUGACCCCAACUCCCCCGUCAUAUCACACACGACCUCGUCCUCAGGGGUGGGUCACUACACAGAUUUGAACUCUGACCCUGAGGACCUACCGAGGGGAGGGGCUGGUAUUAGGUGGCGGAAGGCGGCGGUAGUCAAUCAGGCCGGCAAUCGGCUUAUCAGGCACAAAGGAGAUGGGAAAGCUAGCACACUAAAGCCGGACUCGCACUUACGAAAUAACAGUUCUCUCUCCGCAACAGACUCGUCCGAGGUGGAUGCAGUCGUCGUUGAGCCCAUCACAGGCUUCACCUUCCAGCGAGUGUCCUUCCGGAGAGAUCGUGGAAAAUCUGAUAAUACUUCCAAGGAUUCAGCUGACCAAGCGUACCAGUUGCACGAGGGCAUGUCCAGUGAACGUAGCAUCUCGGACAGCGGACUCGAAGACUCCCUGUGCAGUGGACAAACUGGUGGCAGCUCAACAAACGCUUCACCAACGGACUUGUUACCUCUGACCUCUGACCCCCCAGUCUUCCACUCUUAUGGGCUCCAGGGUACGGGCAACGAAACAGGGAGGUCCAUUUUAAGAUCAGACUUAGGCUUUGCAAGACCCACCGAUUACAUUAGCUAUGGAACGGACGUGACUGCUGAUACCAUUACGCAAGCUAACUCCACACCACCGGUAGGCUUCAGGAUUGUAUCAGACACUUCAACCUUAGAGACUGCCACAAGUCAUAGCCAGUCAUCAAACAUAAAUGAUGCUGAUAACUUUGAUUAUCAAGACAAUAAAGACCACCGAGACUUGGAUAACUAUUUUGAUGAUGAAGGCCCACUUUCCGAAAAUGAGCAAAGUGGUUGCUUCUUGGUCGAUGAUCGCCUAAGGGGCCUAACUCAAAACAAGGCAAGACAAACCCCUCCGACAGUAGACACUCGAAAACUCUUGAAAAUAUCUCCAAACACUGCUUUCAUCUUACUGGACCACAACAUCAACUGUUCUGAAAGCUCAUUUGAUACAAUCUCAGAGUCUGACGCAAGUGGUUUCUUUGAGCCAAUUGGGAAACCCAAUUCUAUUGAUAUUACCCACUCUUUAAACAGCAUGUACCUCGACUCCAAACAGAACCUACUAAAACCCCAAGAGGGACUCGAUUUAGACGACAGUUACUUUGAGGAUAUCGACAGUGACCUUUGUGAAAGACUUCAUUCAAACACAAAACUUGUUUCAUCAAACUCUGAAGAAACAGCUGAGCCAGCUUCGGCCGCUGAAAAUUGCCGGUCAAAUAGAAACCCGUCCGAGAAUAAAACAAACCACUUUGUCAGAGGGCAAGGCUCCCUGGACGAUUCGACAUCUGAUUCAGUCUGUACGCCGUCAGACGAAAGCGACUCUCUUUGUGAGCUUGAGCUAGACUGGGAUCUACGCUCCUCCUCUCCGGACUUCCAGGAAGUACAGCUAAAAACAAAACUCAAGAAGAAUCAACUCUUGAUGAAUGAACUGAUGAAGGAGGCUAAAAGGGGAACCCCGGAUUUCUUUCACCGGAGUUCAUCCAUGAGCUCAGAGGAUGAUGUCUUCUCUAUCCCUAAACAACCACUAUGUCCAACUGGAUCUUCACUCUCCAAGGAGUCUAAAUCGACAGAGAAACACCUGUCUUCGCUGGAAAAUUCUCGGGAAAACGGUCGUGCGAGACAUCUUAGGAAACGCGAAGGGGAUUCUUGUAUACAAAGCAAAGGAGAUAGUGACUUGUCAAGUUCAGUAUCGUCUUGGGUUGAUUCAGACCCUAGUUCUGAUGAUAACCCCUCAGUUAUCCCAACAUCUACUCCGAAAUCGUCAACUCAUGAAGCACCAAGACUCUCUGGUCAAAGGACCGACCAAAAAGUGGUAAUCCCUCGACCGAACUGGGCAGAAAUGAAAGCCCAGCAAUGGAAAACCACAGGCCCUAUUAACAGGUCCUUCCGAUCAAAACGACCCGGUGGUAGAUCAGAAGUCGGCAGCCAACUCAAAAUCGUCAGCGAGGGCCCGGUCCUGAUCACAGAGAAAAACAAGGGCACAUACGUUGUCAAUCCGGUAUGUGACGGCGUCCUGGACUCCGAUAGUGAUUCAAGCUCAGACGACUUAGAUCAAACUAGCCACACUAGGCCACCACACACAAAGAAACCCUCAAGCCGGCCAAGUCGUUUGCAAUUCGCAUACUGCAGCAGCUCAGACAGUGAGUUAUCCACCAUUAUGGAAGUAUCUGAGGAGGACCAGUCUGCUUUGUCGCUUGAGAACAGUCCGAUUAAAACAGCGGUGUUUAAUAUCACAUUGACUCAUGGUGUGCCGUCGAUAGUUGUGAGCGAUCAGCAUCCGUCUGUGGAUGACACUGAGGAAGAUGCAGAUGACGAAGCUGAGGAGUUACCUCAAUUCCUUACCCCAUAUUAUGAGCCGCAGUUUGGUUGGACUGUUGCCGAACCCUAACUUACAAACUACAAACUGGAAAUCACAAACUGAAUACUACAAACUGAAUAGUAAUACAAAUGCUACUCGUACAAGUUGGCCUAAUAUAUUGUGAAACUCUAAAUUUGAAAACUACAAACUGGAAAUCACAAACUGAAUAUAGAAGUGGAAACUACAAACUAAAAAAUU
Molecule: messenger RNA, 3633 nt
Organism: Asterias rubens (European starfish)
Lineage: Eukaryota; Metazoa; Echinodermata; Asteroidea; Forcipulatida; Asteriidae
Product: synaptotagmin-like protein 4
Exons: 7
Coding region: 325-3465 (1046 amino acids)
Biological process (GO): exocytosis; intracellular protein transport
Cellular component (GO): cortical actin cytoskeleton; exocytic vesicle; plasma membrane
Molecular function (GO): small GTPase binding; myosin binding; actin binding
Source: RefSeq, a predicted model, not a curated record